Molecule: messenger RNA, 1896 nt
Organism: Osmerus eperlanus (European smelt)
Lineage: Eukaryota; Metazoa; Chordata; Actinopteri; Osmeriformes; Osmeridae
Gene: ca9
Product: carbonic anhydrase IX
Exons: 11
Coding region: 316-1392 (358 amino acids)
Biological process (GO): one-carbon metabolic process
Cellular component (GO): plasma membrane
Molecular function (GO): zinc ion binding; carbonate dehydratase activity
Source: RefSeq, a predicted model, not a curated record
CCUACAGUCUGAGACGCAGGUCAUUUAUAUUUGAGAGAGAGAGUUUGACAACUUGAGAGUGGACAAUUAAAGAUCGGCAUAUUAAUUCAUGACCUGUCCUUUUGAAACAUUUUCUAUUGUGUAGCUGCACUAGACUGAGAAGCAUAUUGCUUCAGACUGACUGGCAGUUGAUAAGAUACCUGGAUUUAGAUUACUUUACAUAUCCUAGAGAAAAGAUUAUCCAAGGACUCCCACACUGAUUGUGGAAAACUCAACCACUUGAUUAAUCCAGGAGAAGCUCACUGGAAAGAGUUUUAAGUAGACCAUUAUCUUCAGAUGCAGCUGAAAAUAUUCCUCAACUUCCUCUUCAUCCACAGCCUGGUUCUGAGCUCAUCCUCGGAGGAGGAGGACACAGGGAGCAGUGAGAAUGAGAGUGAGGAACAUCACCCCAAGGGUGCAGCUCAUGGACACUGGGGAUAUGAAGAUCAGGACGAAUGGCCGGCUGCCUUUCUGUAUUGCAGUGGAAAGUCCCAGUCCCCCAUUAACAUUGACACAAAGGCAGCCAUCUAUGACCCGAGACUGCCAUCUAUAGCUUUGGAGGGCUAUGAUCUGACAGAUGGGUCCUCACUGAUGCUGCUAAAUAAUGGACAUACCUUGCAACUGAGUCUACCAAGUACCAUGCACAUUGUCAGCGGCUUCGACCAUGUUUACCUAGCAGCCCAGUUGCAUUUCCACUGGGGGACUGUUGAGGUGCCCGGCUCCGAACACACUGUUGAUAACAUCCACUUCCCCGCUGAGAUCCACAUAGUUCAUUACAACUCUAAAUAUGCCAAUCUGUCGGAGGCAGUCAACAAACCUGAUGGCUUGGCAGUACUAGGGGGCUACAUUGGUGUCGGUCUCCAUGAAAAUGCAAACUAUGAGAAAAUCCUAUCAGCGCUCACUGAUAUCAGCAUUGAAGAGUCAAACACUCAGAUCCCAGGCUUCAACAUGCGUCACCUGCUGCCCAAAAACCUCAAACGUUUCUAUAGGUACAAUGGCUCCCUGACAACUCCACCUUGUUUCCAGACGGUCAACUGGACCAUUUUCAACGACACCAUCACUGUGUCCAGGAAACAGCUGGCAGCUUUAGAGGACACUCUGAAGGUGGGAUUUAGUCAGCACCUAAACAAGAACUUCCGAGCUCCACAGUCUCUUCAUGGGAGACAAGUUCUGGCUUCUUUCACAGAUGCCUCUGUUCCCGAAGAAGGGCUGUCAAAAGGUGAUAUUCUUGCCAUUGCUUUUGGAGCCCUUUUUGGAACAACCUUGCUGUUAUUCACAGCCUAUGCAUACCAACAGCGUAAAGAAUACUCAGAUGUUAAAAAGGAUUCCAAACAUAACGUUAUUUAUAAGCCAGCGACGAAAGAAGAGGUAUAGGUAGAGGAUUCAACAGUCACAUUUGUUUUUGAUUUUUCUUUUUACAGAUACAGACGCAAAGUCUGUUAUAUAGUCCCAUUUGUCACUGACAUUAACCAUUGUAUGUGAAAUAUGCAGAUAAAAUGCAGCAGUUCCAAAUAAACAUUUUAUAUAUAGAUUAUAUAACAGUCUGUACAAUUUAUGGUGGUGAGACGGUGGCAAAAUGUAUUUGAUUUGAAUGAAACAGCAGUAUCUGCAGCCAAUUGGAUGUACAGGACAUUUUGAUGCAACCUUUUUUCCACAUUUUUGAUCAUUGAGUCCGAGUACUCAAGAAAUCCAUUUGUUCCAUAUAGUUGGAUACGUGCAGGAGAAAGUGUUGAAUUGCAUUGGAAUUUGGUUGCAUGUUAUGUUUUUGUAAUCAUUAUCCUCAAAAAUAACAUUUUGUAGUUUAUAGUUACUUUCUAACUAGGCUUUACACAACUGUAUUUUGAAGCAAAAUAUAACUUUGAAAUGUUCAAUAAAUGU